AUGGACGUCUUAGAACAAAAUGGAAUCGAUCUCAAAAACUGCAGAGGUCAAGGAUAUGACAAUGGAGCGAACAUGUCCGGUAUAUACAAAGGAGUACAGGCAAUUAUACUGCAAAAAAAUCCUCAAGCUCUCUAUAUGCCAUGCAGCGCUCAUAGUCUCAACCUUGCUGGUGUUCAUUCUGCUGAAUCUUCGGUUGAAGUCAAUAACUACUUUGGCCGAGUCCAGUCACUUUACAAGCUUUUCAGUGGAAGCCCUAGUCGGUGGAAAGUCUUGAUUGAAACCACUGGUUUGUCCCUUCAUCAAACGUCGCAAAUCAGAUGGUGUGCGCGAAUCGAGGCCGUGAAGCCGUUAGUCAAGCGACCCAGGGAAAUCCUCGAAUCUUUGAAAAAGCUCCGCGAUUUUGAUCUAACAGCUGAUCAAUUGAAUGAAGUAAAAUCUCUGGAGAAGUGGGUUCAUUCAUUCGAGUUCAUUGUAAUGACAACCUUUUGGUAUAAAACUCUUCAAUCAAUCAACUACGUGAGCCUUGCACUCCAAUCAGAAAAUAUCUCCUUGGACGACGAGAUGAAACUCAUUAAGACUCUUAUUGAAGAUCUAAAUCGACUGAAAUCAUCUUGGACCAGCAUCCUUAAUGAGGCACGUUUGAUAGCAUCUGGUCUUGCUUCUUCUGGUUUUCAAUCAGAAUUUGUGAAGAAGAGGACGAAAAAAAGGAAGACCAUUCACGAAGAGGUGAGGAACACCGCUCAUUUCCAUGAAGACAAAGCAAAAGAGUUUGAGGUAAGCGUAUUCAAUACCGCUCUUGAUACUCUUAUUCAGCAGGUCAGCGAUAGAUUCCAAGCUGCUGAGAAGACGACGAAUAUGUUUUCGUUCUUGUGGUCAUUGAAAUCUCUUGUUAUGUCAAAUGAAGAAGAAUCAGAAGAAAUUGAUGAAGCACCUAUCCAAUUGGAGGAGAAAUGCAAGGUCUUGGCACAAAUCUACGCGACCGAUGUUGAGGAAGAGAAACUUAUUGAAGAGGUCCGCCACCUCAAUGCUCUGAAGCGAUCCAAUCUUUUUGGUCCAAAAAAAUCUCUCACUUUCAUGACGUUAUUGAAUGGAAUAUACCAGAAAGGUCUUCAGCUGCUCUUCGAAUCAGUCUGCAUUUUGCUGUGCAUCUUCAACACCAUCCCUGUUUCUGUUGCGGAAGGCUAG
Molecule: messenger RNA, 1185 nt
Organism: Hydra vulgaris (swiftwater hydra)
Lineage: Eukaryota; Metazoa; Cnidaria; Hydrozoa; Anthoathecata; Hydridae
Product: zinc finger MYM-type protein 1-like
Source: RefSeq, a predicted model, not a curated record